AUAUCGUGGGGAUGGCAAUUUCAAUUUCAAAGAAGGAGGAAAAUGGUGGCUAACGAGUUAUUUUAAAAAUCUCUCGUGUCACUCGUGUCCCUUAAAAAAUAAGAUGACUUUUAAAAUCACAAUUUGAUCAAAAUUCAAUAAUAAUCAAUCAGAACUCCAAUAGUGAUUUUAAGAGCCAUAUCAUUAUUAGAAAGAUACAAGAGAGAUAUAAGAAUGACUUCUAGCAUUGGUCGAAGUUGACUGAUACGUCUGGAAAUGCUACUUUAGAGAAGAAGUCACACAAGUGGCAAUCUCUCAACCCAUCAAUUCCUAAAUUGUAGGGGAGGAUUAUAAUCGCUAUAUUAAGGUCCAGGCACCUAGUGGCUUCCCAGGCAAACCUACACGGUUUUGCCCAUAAAAAGAGGAGGAUGCGGUGGCGGAGGGGAUUGGAGGAUCUUCCGCUAUUUUCUCUUUGAACCCCAGUGUUGCAUCAUAGUUUCUCAAACUUGGCCUUUUGUCUUGGUUAAUUUGUUUGAAUGCCUUAUUUGUGUUCUUGAUCGUUGGAGGCUACAAAGAGGUUAAAUGGCAGGUGAUUGAAACUUUGAAUAUAUUGUUCUCUGCAACAAAAAAAGCAGCACUUGAGUUGGAGAUGGCUACUGGAUUAUCAGCUAGGGCACCAGUACUCUUCCAUUGCAAUGCAAGCGGACUCCGGGCAACGAGCUCAGAUGUAUCCAACCUGAAGAAUGUGGUAGGCAUGAUGCCAGACAAUUCGAGCGGAUGGAGAGCAAAUUUCAUGUUUAUGAUAGAGCUCCGGAAGAAGAUACUAACCUUUAGAGACAUCAUUGACCUUCCACCUUGUGAUGGCUCGAGCCCCAUCCAUGAGUUGGUGAUGGGAACAGUAGAAGAUCUCCAUAAUCUGUACCCUAAUGUUGUUCCCAGCAAUCUCAUUAACUCAGAAAUGAAAGGAACUUCAAUAAAUCAGGGAUUGGACCACCUUUACACUGCUUUGAAAUAUGUUGGAGAUUCAUGGGCAAAGAACCAUAAGUGGAUAACCAACUGUGGAGAUGAGACAGAGGACAGCUUGGUCGACAACAUCAGUUUGGAGCAGCUCGGUAGGAUACCUUCGUUUUUUUCAAAGCUCACAUACAUGACCAACAUAGCAAAAAAGAUGUUUGAUGUCAUGGACGAAGAUGAGAAGGGCUCCACUAUCGGGGAAGUUUUGAAUAGAUCCUACUCAGAUAGCAAAACCUACUGCCCUUCUCCGGAUACACCAACAUCAGUUCCUCCUGAACUGGCCUUUGCUGUAAGACUUGGUGAAUUGGCUGACGUUUCCUGCUCCCGACCUCUUCUUUUCCCUCUCAGACUUCAGGCAAUGGGGAACUUGAUGCCCACUGACAUGAAAUGCCUCUCAUCCAACAUGUACCCUAAUGUAUCAGCUGCAGGUUCCAGCCCCACGAGAAGGAAAAACAAGGCUGCUGGUGACCAAAAUGCAGAAAUGCAAGAAAUUUCUAAAGAAUCACCAGAUAAAGUAGGUCAUAAGAGAAAAAAUGAUUCCCAAGCUACGAACACUUCACCAAAGAUUCCAAAUUUUAGCUCAGAUAUGAUGCCUGAAGCAAGAGAGUCAGCAACAGUACCCCUUCCACCUCCAAAACCGUUGUUCAAUGCUCCUCCAACUAUACCAACAACAGCCCCGUCACAACCGUACAUUCCGCCUUCAAAUCUUGCUGCAGUGCCACCUCUACCACCCAUUCCACCUUCUAAAGGAUCUGCACCAGUGGCAUCACCUCCAAUGCCACUGAAAAAGGGAGCUGCACCACCACCUCCUCCUCCACUUGGUGUAGCAAAGGCCUUACGCCCCAAGAAGGCAACUACCAAACUGAAGAGAUCAACCCAUAUGGGCAACAUGUAUCGGAUUCUGAAAGUAAAGGUUGAAGGCUCUAGUCUAAAUGAAAAGGUUACAAAGAGGAGUAAAACUCAUAUAGGAGUUUCUGCUGGGAAGCAACAGGGAAUGGCUGAUGCAUUAGCAGAGAUGACAAAAAGAUCAGCAUAUUUCCAGCAAAUUGAAGAAGACGUUCAGAAGCAUGCAAAAUCAAUCAUGAUCAUUAAAGAUGCCAUCAAUUCCUUUCAAACAAAGGACAUGGCUGAGCUUAUUAAAUUCCACAAAUAUGUGGAACAACAUUUGGAGCAGUUGACUGAUGAGACCCAGGUGCUGGCAAGAUUUGAAGGUUUUCCUACAAAGAAGCUUGAAUCAUUGAGGACUGCGACAGCACUGUACUUCAAAUUGGAAGGAAUAGCUACUACACUGGAGAAUUGGAAAGUAAUGCCUCCUUUGGGCCAGCUUCUUGACAAGGUUGAUUCCUAUUUCAACAAGAUCAAGGGAGAAGUGGAUGCAUUAGAAAGAACCAAAGAUGAAGAAUCUAAGCGGCUGCAGAGCCAAAAUAUUCAUUUCGACUUCAAUAAGUUAGUGCGAAUCAAGGAAUCUAUGGUAGAUGUUUCUUCAAGUUGCAUGGAGUUAGUACUUAAGGAACGGAGAGAGGCAAAGUCAGCUGCCAAUGCACACAUCAAGAUGCUUUGGAGAGCCUUCCAGCUUGCAUUUCGGGUCUAUAGCUUUGCAGGUGGACAAGAUGAUCGGGCUGACAAGUUGACCCGGGAAUUAGCCAAUGAAAUAGAGGCUGAUCCACAACCUGAGUGA
Molecule: messenger RNA, 2671 nt
Organism: Corylus avellana
Lineage: Eukaryota; Viridiplantae; Streptophyta; Magnoliopsida; Fagales; Betulaceae
Source: RefSeq, a predicted model, not a curated record